GUUCAACUCUCCUGUCUCUCUCUCAACAUAUCGAGCUUCGCCGUUACCGGAAAACUGAUAAACAAAGAAAGCAAAAAUCAUUGUAACUUUGAUUUUCGUGUAGUUAAGGAUCUUUAUCUCUCUCGUUCGUGAUGCUUGUUACCCAGAGGUUAGUGUACUCUCGUCUGAGAUGUUGCCGGAGAAAUCGAGAACUUCGGCUGUGACCCUUUCGUGAUCGAAUAUUUUUGUCUUUUUUAUUGUUUUCGAAAACUUUAAAAUGGAAGGACAGGCGAAGCUGACGAGGACACAGUCAUCGUUUCUCCGGUCACCGUCGUCGACGGUACGUUCGUCUUUUCACAGCUUUAGUUUAAUCGCCGACGAUGUCUCUCACCAGAAACAAGAUCUUGAAACCGGAGAGAAAGAAGAGAAGCAGAGGAGAUACCCGCGUAAACCAUUCGGGUCAAGUCCUCGAACCGGGUUAACCCGAAUCAAACCGGGUCUAGUCUUCACCAUGGUGUCUCUCUCUUUCCUCAGUCUCUCCUCUUUCUUCUUCUUCGUCGUCUUCACCCAAACCGAUGAGCUUAUCACGUCCGAGAACCUCCUCCUAGCUUUGAUCUUAGUCGCCGUCGCUCUCUUCCUCGCCUCGAAGAACAUCGCACUUCUCAACCUAACCAAACUCGCAAUCACCAAAGGCUUACACUUCCAGAGCAAGAACCGGUCAAAACCGGUUCAGUGGUACAUCGGGGAUACCGAAACCAAACCGGAGAAGGCCACCAAGCGGUUCGUUAAAGAAGGUGUUCAGUUCUACAGCAACGGAGACUUCUACGAAGGGGAGUUUCACAAAGGGAAGUGUAACGGGAGUGGUGUUUACUACUACUUCGUGAGAGGACGGUACGAAGGUGAUUGGGUGGAUGGGAGAUACGAUGGUCAUGGGAUUGAAAGCUGGGCUAGAGGAAGUAGGUACAAAGGUCAGUAUAGGCAAGGUCUUAGACACGGUUAUGGAGUUUACAGAUUCUACACUGGUGAUUGUUACUCUGGUGAAUGGUUAAAUGGUCAAAGCCAUGGGUUUGGUGUUCAGUCUUGUGCUGAUGGCAGUUCUUAUGUUGGAGAAUCAAGAUUUGGUGUCAAACAUGGGCUUGGAUCUUACCAUUUCCGAAAUGGAGAUAUGUAUGCAGGAGAGUACUUUGGAGACAAAAUACAUGGGUUUGGUGUGUACCGUUUUGCUAAUGGUCAUUGUUACGAAGGAGCGUGGCAUGAAGGUCGUAAGCAAGGGUAUGGUGCUUACUCGUUUAGAACCGGUGAUACUAAAUCCGGUGAGUGGGACUCGGGGAAUCUUGUAACGUUUCUCCAUCAUACGAGCGAGCUGGUACGCAGAGCGGUUCAGGCUGCUAGAGAAACUGCCAAGAAGGAGGCGGAUAAUCGGAGACGAGUAGAUGAACAAGUGAGUCUAGCUGUUACUGGAGCUAAUAAGGCUGCAACGGCUGCAAGAGUGGCUGCGGUUAAAGCGGUUCAGAAUCAGAUGGAUGGUAAAUUUUGUCAAAGUUAAAAAAGAAAGUGUAAAUUUUGGUUUAUUACCGGUUUAAUCUGUAACCCUGAAUGAAGCUAAAAGAAUGUAAGCUUGGUUCAGAGGUUUUUAACAAUGUAAUUUUCGAUCUUAUUACUACUUCUGUAACAAUUUGUACAUAGAAGAAAAUGGAAAAGCUUCUCUAUUUUUUGUAAAUCAACUGCUUGAUUGAUGAUGGAGCUCUUUUUCUA
Messenger RNA from Raphanus sativus (radish), 1734 nucleotides. RefSeq names its product phosphatidylinositol 4-phosphate 5-kinase 5. NCBI's taxonomy places the organism in Eukaryota, Viridiplantae, Streptophyta, Magnoliopsida, Brassicales, Brassicaceae. The coding region runs from base 257 to 1525 and encodes 422 amino acids. The transcript is spliced from 2 exons. The record is from RefSeq and is a predicted model, not a curated record.